Messenger RNA from Dothidotthia symphoricarpi CBS 119687, 1862 nucleotides. RefSeq names its product mitochondrial export translocase Oxa1. Bases 10 to 1743 code for a protein of 577 amino acids. Gene Ontology annotation, molecular function: membrane insertase activity. The transcript is spliced from 3 exons. The record is from RefSeq and is a predicted model, not a curated record. Gene Ontology annotation, cellular component: mitochondrial inner membrane. Gene Ontology annotation, biological process: protein insertion into mitochondrial inner membrane from matrix; mitochondrial respiratory chain complex IV assembly. NCBI's taxonomy places the organism in Eukaryota, Fungi, Ascomycota, Dothideomycetes, Pleosporales, Dothidotthiaceae.
CACCUCACCAUGCUUCCGAGUAGAGGGCUGCGGCCCGUCCAGUAUGCCCCUUCAGCUGCGCGGCAAUCGACGCUUGUGCGGUGCAAUGCGUCGAGGAAGUUCUCUUCCCUUCCCCGAACCGCCGCACUCGCUGCCCCGCCAUACCGAACAAGCCCGCUCCAGCACGCACAAUGGCGGACAGGCGCGACAGGGAAACCGCAUGCCGUGCUGACAGCGUCGUCUGUCCGCUAUGCAUCGUGGUAUGCGCCGUGGAGCUGGGGCCAGUCGAGCACGCCCGGCGCCCCCACCGACGCUGUCGAGGCCGUCCGAGUAGCCGAGUUCUCCCAAGGCCCCGCGUUGAGGCAGCAUGACGCUGUCACGUCAGCUACGCCCGAGAUUGCGCCUGCGGGCAUCGACAAGGCUGCUGUGGUCGACAGCGUGCAGAGCACAGCGGCAGGCAGCGUACCAGGCGCCUCCACUGCGUCUAGCGACCCGCGAUCCAUCGACGACCUCCUCGACCUCGAUCCCGUCAAGGACGUCGUCGCCUUGGACCCCACCCACCUCGUUGACCAUGCUGGGCAUCUGAAGGAGCUGGGCUUGGACUACGGCUGGGGCAUGACGGCCACAUUCGAAAAGCUGCUCGAGACCAUCUAUCUGUCGUCAGGCUGGGGCUGGGCUGGGUCCAUCAUCGCCGCUGGUCUUGUUGUCCGCUGCGGUACCUUUGCCUUCCAGGCCCUCGCCUCGGACAAGCUGGCUGGCAUGGCGGCCCUGAGGCCCAUCACCGACCCUAUCAACAAGAAAAUGGAAGCUGCUCUUGCUGCUGGUGACAAGCAAAAGGCAGACAUGUACAAGAUGCAACAGGCGCAGGUUAUGAAGCCCUACAUUGGCGGUAUGGCAUCAACCGCCGGCUUCAUGAUCCUACAGGGUUGGGUCGGCUUCUCGGCUUUCAGGUGCUUGAGGGCUAUGGGCGAGCUGCCUGUCCCGGGAUUGAGUGUUGACGGCUUCCUGUGGUUUGCUGAUCUUACUGUCCGCGAUCCAUACUUUAUUCUGCCAGCUACCACCUCCGCCAUCAUGUACACCGUCUUCAAGACUGGUGGUGAGGCAGGUAUUUCAAACGAUGCCACCGGACUCAUGAGGGGUAAGGUCAUGCAAUUGCUUGCUCUGUUCAUCGGUGUCGUCACUGCUUUCCAGCCCGCUAUUUUGCAGCUCUACUUUGUCACUUCGGGUGUUUUGGGCGGUUGCACAGGCGCCCUGUUGCGUCAAAACAGCUUCCGCCGCAUGAUUCGCAUUCGCCCUCUUCCCAGCAAGGAGAGCAACGCCGUGUACAGCAAAGUCGUAUCUGGAGAACUCAAGCUCAAAGACAUCAAGGGCCGCGACGGCAAAAUCCGCUACCAGGCCCCCAACACACCAUCGAAGAAGCAGGGCAACUUGGCAAAAUCUGGAAACGGCGGCAUCAACAUCAAGGCUGGUACUCCGGUGCCGGUGCAUUUUCAAUCCAAGCCUGCAGUGCAGAUUAACGGAGAGUACCCCGACCGUGACAUCGACUUUGAGACGCCUCCCACGGGGUUGGGGCCAAGGCUUGACUGGUUCCGCAGAAACUACAGGCUCGCCUUCAUGUAUCGCAGGACCAAGGAGGGCAUGGAUUCGUUUAUGAGGAAAUCUGGCUAUGGAGGACCAAAGAUGACGGCCAAGCAGGCGAAGAAGAAGAGAGAUGCGGAGCAAUAUGAAAUCGAGCGACGCAGGAGGUUCGAGAACAGGAAAUAAAAUCGUGGUGGGCUUCGUUUGUAUGAUAGCGUUUUGACGUGAUCGGUCCUGUGUGGACAGAUUAUAGAGUACUACGCACUAGAGGGAAUGUACGAUGGGUCGGCAAUUGUAUGUAUAAC